This is a messenger RNA of Striga asiatica, 1479 nucleotides long. The record is from the annotation of a GenBank genome assembly. Lineage: Eukaryota; Viridiplantae; Streptophyta; Magnoliopsida; Lamiales; Orobanchaceae.
AUGUGCGGAGGUUUUCUCCACUCUUCAGUCUUCAAAAACGCUGCAACUGAACUCAGCAGAGAACGAGUGAAAGUGACACUUGAGAAAGCCAAGGCGAGCCGCAUUUCUUGGCCCCUUCAUUUGUCUCAGUUCUACAUAGCUCGCCUGAGCAGCAGCCGCGAGCUCGAGCGCCGCCACGCGAAGCCGGUCAGAUCUAGGGUUUGUAUCCUGCUUUAUCUGCUUGUCCAUUCAGCUGUUUGGAUUAUACUGGUUAUAGCAAUAUCGUCGCAGCCUGAUAUCUCCGGUGAACGUCAGUUCGGACAAGAUGUUCGCACUCAAAACGGUACUUUGUGGCUUGUCAAGCUGUUUCGAAAAUCGUCAAUUCUCCUUUUGCUCUGCCUUGGUAAAACCCCUAGUGGUCUUCGCUCAGACCUGUUGCACUCGACAAGGUUCUUGUUGAGCUGGCAGAACUACAAGACCAAUAAGUUGCUUGAUAUGAGGGAAGCAUGCAAGUAUGUUAAUGAGAAAUUGGCUGUAAAGGUUGAAAAGCUUGGCAAAUAUUCACUUGCAAACAGUGCCAAGACCAGCAGGUCCUCAAAGUUGAUAGGUGGUGACAAUGACUUUUUUCGCAAAUCUGGUAAAUGUGGAAGCUGUACAAGCAGUAAAAUGACAAAUGCAAGAGGCGAAGUUUGGUAUCGGAUCAAGAUUGAUCGAGAAAACCAAGUUAAUCCUACGGCUGGUAAAGUAGGGGGUAUGGAUGCUUACGGUGGAAUAUCUGUAGACGAUCUUUUAGACUUACCAAGCGACGAUUUCUUCCCUCCCUCUUCCUCCACCGCCGCCACCACCGCGGCCGCCGUCUCACACUACAAUUGCUUCGAGCAAUCUUUCACUCCUAGUUUCUCUAGCGAGUUUAACGACAUUCUAUGCUUACCAACGGAGGACGCUGCGGAGCUGGAGUGGCUCUCGAGCUACAUGGACGAUUCGUACUCCGAUCUCCCACCAAACGAGCUCGCCGACGCAGCCGCCGGAUUCCUCUGCCGGCCGCGGAGCAAGCGCUCCCGUCCGUCCGUCUCCCCCGCGGCCGGAAACUCGAUCCCGAUCUGCGGCGGGGUUACGAGGGGGGAGAAUCUCUCGGGGAGCGGCCGGGGGCCGGAGGUCGAGCGCAGGUGCACGCACUGCGCGUCGGAGAAGACGCCUCAGUGGAGGACCGGGCCGCUGGGCCCGAAGACGCUGUGCAACGCCUGCGGCGUGAGGUACAAGUCGGGCCGGCUGGUGCCGGAGUACAGGCCCGCCGCGAGCCCUACGUUCGUGCUGACGCAGCACUCCAACUCGCACCGGAAGGUUCUCGAGCUGCGGCGGCAAAAGGAGAUGCUCCGCCAGCAGCAAGAGGGGGCGUGCGGUCGUCACUUUCGCGUGAACUGUGGGGAGAAAUAUCCAAUCCACAAAACAUUUUCGUUUCUAAAUGAGAAGUUUUGCAGUUUGUGCUGUUUGAACUUGUGA